UGUGCGAAAACAACCAGCGCUCGCUAACUUUUUGUUUUUUAAAUCCUUAAUUGCCGUCAUCUGUAACUUGAUAUUCCGCACAAUGGAUAGAUAUGUGUUGAGCGUUUCUUUGUGUCAAAAUGAAAACGAGUGUCAGGAUGAUAUCAAACCUCUGGAGCCACUCAGGAGGCUAUAUGAGGGACUUGAAUACGUUGCCCAUCAGGAGUCAACAAGAAGGUCCUCUGUGUUCCCAGCUUGUUCUCUCAGUGGCGGUCCUUCCUUUCAGAGGUGGUACUUUGCCCUCCAGGUUUGCCAAGGAGCAGCUCAGUUUUGCAGUCCAGAUUGGGAGGAGUUGGGUGUAGGCCAUCAUAAGACUGAAAGUGAGGAGGAGAGUCCUAAUGCUUUGGAGUUGUGUUUUACAUCUCUCAACGAUCAGGAGGAAGGGGAACAACAGACUGACCAACCAACAGUGACGGAGCUGUUUGAGGAGGCAGCAGAGGGACUCCAUCUACUGUCAGACAAACUUCCUCCUCCAGGUAAAGCCCUGUUGGAUGUGCUGGUGCUUGGAAAUGCAGAGCGGCCCCCUGUUUUAAAAGACCUGCUCCCUCUGAUGGGAGCUCUCAAGCACAUGGCCUGCUGGCACUCUGCCAAGAUCACUGUGGUCGCACACAACGCCAAUGGGUGGCAGAAAACUGCAUCGUACCUGAGUGCCAAUCUAGUGGACUCUGCUGAUCUUGACAGCUGUAUUGACACCAGGGAGCUGUGGAGGGGAGGCCUGCUCAUCAGAGAGAAAAAGUGUGUGUCUGAGCUGCGUUUUGAGGGCUUCUCGCUGCGUUCUCCAGAGCGUCAGAUAUCCUGUUCCAGUGUCUUCCACACCCCCUACACCACAACAGACCACAAACUGCCUUCAGAGAUCUUCCAUUACUACAGACCAGUCUUAGAUUGGGUUCAGUUGGUCACCAUGUCGGACCUGCCCAACUUCCUGACAUCCGGCACGGAGUUUCAACUUGGCCUGUUUGGGACGUCAUUGAAAGCCCAGCUGCUGUUAGACCAGCUCAGAUCACUUCGUGGAAAGGUAGGAGCAUUGCUCUGCUUGUCAUGUACUGUCAAUCCCGUCGCCCAGUCCCCAGCCAGCCAGCUCAGCUCUCAGCGCUGGAGAGAGUCUUUGGCAAAGAGACCUAAGUCGCUGCCUGUGCCUGAGGUAGAGGUGAAAGGUGAGAGUGCCCACUACUUCCUGUUGGUCCAGGGCUCAGAUGACAGUGGCGGAAAAACCUGCAGAGUCAGAAUGUUGCACUCGGCCAAUCAGAUCAAUGGAGCAGCAAUUGUGGCAACAAUCACUGGGCUGUUGAGAGAGAAAUCUUUGUCAUCAACAGAAAGAAAAGCUGGCAAAAGUCCUCACUUGCUGCCCCUUGUACAUGGAGAUGACUUACUGAAGACAGAGAGAAGGAUAACCCAGAUCCAGAAGCUUGUACUCAAAGAAUAUCUCAGGCGGCGAGGAGAGGCAUCAAGCCCAGCCACAAUACCAGUCAAUGACCUGAAGGUCCUCUUGAACCUAGCCAGAGAUCAGUACCUGAAGAUGAAAGAGUCCACCCUGCCUUUUGCUGCCCCCUGUCUACCGGAGGACCAAGAGAACAAAGUCUCAAAGACCUCGGAGCUAAAAAGUGUCCCCUCACAACAAUCAGAUUGGCCGGAGAGGAGUGUCCUCCACAAUAUAGAGAACCUACGAAGGAGACAACAAAAGAAGAGGUUCGGCUUGUUGUCAUAUCCUGGCUCCAGCGAUAGUCUGCUGGGCCCUAAAGACAGUCACAAGGUGUCGUCUGCCCCACUGGAUGCCAGAGAACUUCUAAAGCAUUUCACAUCUGAGGGCACGCCUGCUGGAGAGCUGCAGCCACUGGCUAUCCACAGGGGAGGUAAAAAUGUUUUCCAGUUGUCUCCGGACCUGACUCCAAGGAAGGUCAGCCAGAUGCCCUUCAGCAAGGCCUCCGUCUCCCACUACCACGGCAUUGAGUUCUGCCUGGACAAUCAGCGGGCCUUGGACCGGGAUCGGAGCUUAGCGCGACUCCAGUCACGUCUGAUUCGCUAUGAGACCCAAACCACUUGUUCCAAGGAGCCCUGUCCUCUCCCCUUCGCCGUCAGCCCAGCCCCCUCGCCUGCUGUCGUGUCAGAACCAGGAAGUGUCCCUGAUGGGGAGAUGCUGCAGAAUGCUGAUGUUGCACGCCUUAAACGCAAGUCCUGGGACAUGGACGGUGCAGGAGGAUAUCCUCACAAGAGACUGGCCAAGUCAGAGAGCAGUGACUCGCUGGGCUCACAGAGCAGUACCAGUAGUGGGACACAUCCCUCUGUGAGGUCACUACGGCAACAACCGAUCCGGUCCCAGUCAGCCUCCUCUUCCUCUUCAGCUACAACAUGGACAUCCUCAGGGUUGGUGAAUCCUCCCACUGCAGACAAGCCUCGACCCCACCAGCAGAAGACCCCUCGGUUCCAAGCAGAGGGUAAACCUGCCAAAGAGUCACGCUCCCAGAAACACCACAGGAUGCUAAAGGAGGUUGUAACUAAAACGCUGAAGCACCAUGGAGUCACUGCCGAACAUGAACACUUCGAUGUCUGCAGCCACAGACUGUUUGAAAUCUCCAAAUUCUACCUCAAAGAUCUGAAGACAUCUCGCGGUCUUCAUGAGGAAAUGAAGAAGGCAGCCUGCAGCAACGCCAAGCAGGUGAUUGAGUGGGUUUUGGAGAAGGCCCCGAAGAAGUAAAGAGACAAACAACAAAAUGCAUCUCUUUUGACAAAGUCGUCAAAUCUUUUAAAUUGAUGUCAUGGUUUUCUUUGACCACAGUAGCCUACCCUGUCCUGUUUGUGUUACAUCUACAUUUGUCCAAAUGUCAAUCCACCUUAAAACUGAGUUCACCAGAUUACGCCGGUGGAUUUGUCCAGCUAUUCAACACCUCUCACAAUGAGAUUCAUUUGAUAGUAUUCCUCAGUAUCACCUUGACCAUCAAAAAGCAUCCCUGCAAAAACGCUCUGGGCACUGAGACAGAAUACACGUUUUGUCUCGCAUCAGCUUGUCAGUGAAACAGCCCCAGAACGUGUCUACUGAUAACACGAUGGAGCAACGUUUUAUUUAGCCUUCGAGUUUGCAGCUUUGGGAGUGAUAUGCUCAUCUGAAGAAAUAUUGAACUGCCGAAAGCCAUAGAAAUAAUCCUUGAAACAAUAGAUACUUCUUCCAGCAAUUUAACAUAACAUCGAAACCAUGAGAAUCCAGUAUGUGUCCUGUGUUGAGAGAGAUUUUCUCUGUAAAAUUCUCUUCAGCAAACGGUCUCAGUGCAAAAGAUGCAUUUUUCGACACAUCCUUGCGUACAGCACAAUGUACAUCUUGAAAAGAUUACACAAUAGGGUUUCAAAUGUUUUGCUUAAUGAGACACUAUACUGAAAGAUUGCAGAGGAUGUGGUGGGACCUCAGACGUGUCAGAACCCUCAUCCUUUCUAAGCCUCACUGAUUAGCAGUGAGUCAUUAGUUUAGGUUUGAUUUAAUUAACCUAAUCCUACAUUUAAUGCAUGUUUUUACCAGGGAGAUUGUACAAUAGAGCAGUUUUGUUUUGUUUUUAAUUCGUGUGUGUGUGCGUCAACCAUGAGAUCAUCGUAGUGGUUUCAGCUCGGGUUCUGAACCAUGAAACACAAUGUUCUAUGGAGCUGCAGGGCCGGUCCAUCUACUGCAUUCUGCACUGCACUCACUGACAACUCUCGAAGGCAAACAGGAGGUCAUUUGCCAUUUUUUAUGGACGUUUUAAUCCUCUAUAAUAUUUCAGUGAACUUUUACAUGUACUUUUCUUUUUAAAUGUAAUAAUUUUAAGUAUUUGAGAAUUUUAAUUCAAUCUAAUUUGUUGUCAUUAUCCAUUGCAUCAUAUUUUAAUGUUUGUUUUCAA
Messenger RNA from Lampris incognitus (smalleye Pacific opah), 3899 nucleotides. RefSeq names its product MDM2 binding protein (gene mtbp). Gene Ontology annotation, cellular component: kinetochore. The record is from RefSeq and is a predicted model, not a curated record. Lineage: Eukaryota; Metazoa; Chordata; Actinopteri; Lampriformes; Lampridae. Bases 83 to 2731 code for a protein of 882 amino acids. Gene Ontology annotation, biological process: regulation of protein ubiquitination; protein localization to kinetochore; traversing start control point of mitotic cell cycle. The transcript has 23 exons.